Messenger RNA from Clarias gariepinus (North African catfish), 623 nucleotides. It is a transcript of the gene pold4, whose product is annotated as DNA polymerase delta 4, accessory subunit. The record is from RefSeq and is a predicted model, not a curated record. Gene Ontology annotation, biological process: DNA synthesis involved in DNA repair; DNA-templated DNA replication. The transcript has 5 exons. Bases 113 to 442 code for a protein of 109 amino acids. Gene Ontology annotation, cellular component: delta DNA polymerase complex. Gene Ontology annotation, molecular function: DNA-directed DNA polymerase activity. Lineage: Eukaryota; Metazoa; Chordata; Actinopteri; Siluriformes; Clariidae.
UCUUCCUUGUUUGUAAAUGAACAGACCACAGAAUUAAAAACAGCAGACAGGCGAUCUCCACCGACAGCAAUAAACCGUUUGAAGUUGCUUUUUAGGACAAACGUAAAGAGACAUGACAGCCAAACGUGGCCUCAUCACAGAUACAUUCAAGGUACUAAAGAAAGCAAAAAGAAGUGACAGAAGAGAUAAGAAACCUCCAUCACCUCCAGCUGCAGAUGUAGAACCUCCUCAGACCAGUGAGAGAGAGAAUGAUCUACAGGAGCUGAAGAAGUUUGACUUGGACUGGCAGUUCGGCCCAUGCACAGGGAUCAGUCGCUUGCAGAGGUGGGAGAGGGCAGCUCUGCAUGGCCUUAACCCACCCCAGGAGAUUAAAGACGUACUGCUGAAGGAGAGUACAGACACAGAGUACACAUACAGUCUCUGGAGUGACUACCCAUUAUGAAGAAAGAUGGGUAAACAAAAUGGGACACCAGUGAGAAGAACUGAUUAUCAUGCAUAUUGUGGUUGUUCAUAAGUGAAUGUUCCUGUUUCUUUUUAUUUUGCUUUGUUUUUUGUAAGUGCUUGCUAAUUUUUACACUACACUUUUAUAAAGCUGGGUUUUAUUAAAGACAGCUUUUUCUUAA